AUGUUUCUCCUAAGAGGUCCGCGCGCCGCCGAAUCAUCUGUCUUGAUUGAUCAAAGCAUUCCAUCGACCUCUGAUAAGCCAGCAAUGAAGGGAGCGAUUUUGCUAUUUCCGAAAGCUUGUCUUACGAAGUCUCAAAUUCACAUCGACUACGAGCUACGUCCCCUUAAGCUCCAACAAUCCGAAAUCGAAGCUCAAGUACGGACUUGGAAAGCCUCUUCUAAUAGCACCCUUUUUGAUCAGCUACACACUCUUUCGCCGGAAGAACAAUCAGUCCUACAUGAUGCGACUAAAAGGGACGAUUAUCUAACAUAUGUUGAAUGGGUUCAUUUCAGUGACUUCAAUCCACUUAUCAGGGGUAUGGAAAGCACUAGAGCGCGGACUAUCACUCUGAUCCUACAUUUAGAACCAUUACUUCUCCCACUAUUGGAUAGCGAGAGCAUUGACCUUCCUUUAGGAAGAACACUGUAUCGCCGAACUACUAAAUUUCAGUUUGGGCCUGAGUCUGAGCCUGAGCCUGAGCCUGAACCCACACUUCCCUUUGGUGAAGAAUUUGAAGAGAGCUCAAGACGAGUCGAAUAUUUGGCCGCAACCGAUGAGAAAUGGGGUGGAAUGGCCAGUGAUAUGGGCGAUGAUGAAGUCGACCGUGUCAUUGGUGAUUUGUUGGCUAAGUAUACUACCCUUAAUGGGAUGUGA
Molecule: messenger RNA, 693 nt
Organism: Penicillium canescens
Lineage: Eukaryota; Fungi; Ascomycota; Eurotiomycetes; Eurotiales; Aspergillaceae
Product: Glucose-methanol-choline oxidoreductase N-terminal
Exons: 1
Coding region: 1-693 (230 amino acids)
Source: RefSeq, a predicted model, not a curated record